AUGAACUCAACAAAUGUGAUAGAGUUGAACGAGCAAUCAAAGAAUGAGGCUCAAUCGUGUCUCGUUUGCGGUGCCACGCCAGCUUUCCAUUGCUAUGGAUCAACAGCUUGCUCAAGCUGCAAAGUUUUCUUCCUUCGCAUCACCACAUUGGACACGCCGAUUCCAAAUUGUCAAAACAAUCGAAUAUGUCCAAAGCAAGACUUUCGUGGUCGAGGGAAAGCGAAAUGUAAAUUUUGUCGCUACGAGAAGUGCAUCGAGAUGGGAAUGAUCCCGGAAAUCACUGCUCGUCGCUCUGGUUGUAAUCUUCGCGAAAGGCGUUCCGAUGUCGGAAAUGGAAGGACGAAAUUGCGAUUUGAGAGUGUGGAUUUGCCGGAUAUUAUUAUGGAUGUGGAGAAACCGUGCACAAGUUCGAGUCCCGGACCGGAUGUGAGAGAACUCCAACUUGUCGCCAUGGGUUUGCCCACACCAAUGAUCAUGAACGAGAAAAUUCAAUUCGCGAAAUGUCUCGUGCAUUUGGAAAAACUUUUGCUAAACGAUGAGCAAACAGUGAGUGUGAAUUAUGGCUUUGAUAUCGAUCUGCACGUACCGAUCUCAAAAGCUCUUCUCAAUCCGGGAUUGGUCUGUAAAAGAGUUCCGAUCGGUUUCGAUCUCUAUGGAAGUGCUCAUAUUCCCUAUCAUUGCACUCUCCAAUUAUCGGGUCGACGCAUUGCCCGAGCCGCCGUCCUUGUUUUGGAUUGGAUUCGAGCGAUUCCCGAGUUCUGGUACCUCGAUCAAGAAGACAAGGAGCUUCUCUGUUGUCGCCAAUAUUUACCUCAAGUUCUUUUCACCGAUUAUUAUUACACGUACAAGCACAAGUUUCACGGAAUGUUGAUGGUACUUGGAUCGAGAAUUGCUCCAGAGGACAUUGAACAUUUCAAAGAAAUGAAAGCUUCAUUUGGCUUGAUUUUGGAGUACGGUCUGAAACGGAUCAUUCCCUGUAUGAAAAGAGCCGAAAUCGAGGACGAAGAAUACGUUUUAUUAAAAAAUAUCAUCAUUUUUUCGUCAGCAAUGGGUUUCUCCGAUCAGAGUGCUGAGAUCUCGAAAAACGCUCACGCCAAAUACAGUCAACUGCUAUUUCAGCAUUUGAAAAAGAAGCUCGGUUCCGAGGCGAAAGCUUUUGAAAGAUUCAUGAUGUUGAUGGGACUGCCUACAUACAUUCAGAGUAUUUCCCACAAGAUGCUCCCGCAAUUCGGCCGUCACAUUCUUCUGAAAGAAAUGGGCGUUUUCGGGAAGCUCCCCGAAGAUGUUUUCUGUCGGGGCUUUCUU
Mesorhabditis belari is the source of this 1305-nucleotide messenger RNA. Lineage: Eukaryota; Metazoa; Nematoda; Chromadorea; Rhabditida; Rhabditidae. The record is from the annotation of a GenBank genome assembly.